UUUUUUAGUGCGAUAUCGUUGCCCUCGUUCAUUUUGAGAAAUCGCCGGAAGCCACAACGAAUUCGAUUUUGAGAAAUCGCCGGAAGCCACAACGAAUUCGAUUUUGAGAAAUCGCCGGAAGCCACAACGAAAUCGGUUUUGCUAACACCAAAUACAAGCACCAUACCAACAACUUACGCGCCCAAGGAAUUAACAGUUGCUCAAGCUGUAAUACACAUUCUUCAUCACCUUCUCAUUUUGGUGCAGCUCCUUAACCCAUUGAGAUCACCCCACCCAUAUGAUUUUCGAGCCCAUUGAAUUUGUACCCUUAGCCCAUACAUUGAGUCGUCGUAAUGUAUCUAUUAAUCGCUUCUUUCCGACGGAAACUCGGUGCCAUCACGCCAGCCCACAACAUCUGUCGUGGGGUACCAUCUUUGAAGAUGCAAAGCUUGUUCAGUAAUUCUAAUUGAAACCUCAGAACAUCAAGCGGAUUAUCUCAAAUCCCCUUCAACCCGGCCGUAUAUUAUGUCCGCCGCCACCCGCACCAACUCCCCGCAGCCGCCGGUUGUCGGACUCUACAAUGCAGAGAGUUUCUCUCUGCACCAGCAAAACGGCGCUUACACACUUCCCAACUACAACCUCCCGCCCGCACACACGAACGCUCGGAGAAGCAGCAACGCAACCACGGUGUCUGAGUUGUCCGAGACCCGAAUGACGGGGCAGUCCACGGAAAAUGAAAAUUCUAGGAAAAAUUUCUCCGGGUACUAUGAUUUCCAGCGGUAUAUCCCCGAUAGCCUGUUGAACGACGGUGCGGACGAUUUCGAUGAAAACGGCAACCCGACCUUCAAUCUGGGCCAUAUCAUGCGGAACAACCCGAUGCAGAGCGCCAACAGCAUUCUCUCCCAGGCGGCCAGGAACUCCCAGCACACACCCACGACGGUGUCUCGGGAUGACGAGGAUUUUUUCGAAUCUCUGGGUCUAGGGGGAGCAACUGGUGCUGGCAGAAACAAUGGUAGUACGCAAUCUGGCACCGGCACCGGCCCUGCUUCUCACCAGAAUCUCGGUCCUUUGCCGACGCGAAUUUCCAACAACCUGCAUCGGGUUUCGCCGCAGGUCCGGUCGAGCCUGUUGGAAAUGCGAGAGGCGCUGGCGCAAACGCACAACUUGCCCGAGUACGAUAGGAGGUUGGGAAAUUUGCUGAAAUCCAUGAUCGCGCACGAGGAGGGGGAGAGGCAAAACCAAGACAGACACCACAGGAGAACGCGCGCGACGGAACGGGGAGAGGAUCCGGAGGAACACGAGAGGAGAUUGAACCGGCACUCGGUUCUGGCGCAGGUGUCGGACCCGAUCGUCUCGGUCGUGUUACCGGAGCACCCCAUAGACCCCUUAGGCGUGAUCGAAGCGGCGGUGUCGGCCGAGCACCGGGAGCGGAAUCCGGUAGCGAAGUCCAUGUUUAACUUUCUCGAGUGGUGUUGCGAAGGCCACGAGCACGCGGCACAGCCGGUGCUGAAGUUGACGAAGGUUGGAGGAGAUCAUGGCACGAGGAAAAAGAAAAAGCCGGCGGCUCUCGGAGAGCCAGAGCCGGUUCCCGUUUUCGACUUCGAUAGUGACCAGGGCAGCUUCGCCGGCAGUCCUGCCGCUGGUCAAGGCAUGAAGGCCGCGAGCGGUGGCGGAAAAGGAGCUAGUAGUCCGAUGGCAGGGCCUGGCGGUAAAAGUGGAAAGAAAGGUCUGCAAAGGUCAGGAACUGUCCCGAUUUCGAUGGGAGGCGGCUUGCAACAGCAAAACGGCGAAAUGGGCGGUGGCAUGGCCAUGCACGGAAAAGGUCCUGCUCCGAGUGGCGGCUCUGGCAUGAUGAUGCCGGGAAAAUCGGGCGGCCUGACCUCGAUGUCAGGCGCGCCAGGAGGUGGACCACCUGGAGGCCCUGGUGGUGGAAUGGGCAACAUGCACAGUUCGUCACAACCGGUUGGUAUGGGCAUGCACAGCUCGUCACAACCAGUUGGAGGAGGCAUGGGCAUGCAUUCUUCAUCUUCUCUCGCCAUGGGAAGCAGUAGUUCGAAAGGCGGGCUCCCCGCUUCCGGUGCUACUAGUGGUCCAGGAGGUCCCGGCGGCUUGACAAUGGCCGGUAGUGUCGGAGGAGGAGGACAAAAAGGAAGUUCAAGUUUUCGUGUUGGUGCAAUGCCCCAGACCCAGCAACCUCGACCCCUUCAUCACGACGACUAUCUCUACACCGAUGAGGACUACGACGAAACCGACGACUUCGCGCACCUAUUCCGCCUAACCCCAGAAGAAAGACAGAGACGGGAAGCGGAGAGACUCAACGCAGAGUUCGAGUGGCAGCGGGAAAUCCAGCAGGUGCACAACAGCGGCCACAACGCGGGCAACGAGUCUUUCCGAGAAAUCACCGGUAUGCUGCUGGAAAGAAAAGGCGUUUCGAAACAGAAAGCCGACCCCGAAGCACGGAUCAAUCUGGAUAGAAAUGCUCCGGGGUUGAGUGUUGGGAGCCACCAGCAGAGCAUGGCAGACGACGCGCAGGUGACUGAUGGUGCGGAUGGUCCUGCAAACAAAGGAAAGUUGUUUCGAAGAGGGACGACCAAUCGAGACCUGCCACAUCAUCCCGAGGACGAGGGGGUCGCCGGUGGUGCGACUACUUCGAAUGCAACGCCUGGCGAUGUUCUUCCUGGAAGCAGCAGCAGCCAGCCUGCAGGACCUUCGACUUCCGCUUCCCCACCUCCACCUGCACCUGCGCGACCUCUGAUAGCAACCGCUUCAUCUGCAAGUGCAGUUGGACUACAGAGCAGUCCCGGGCCCAGUAGCCCAAGCGCAAAUGCAAGCCCACCCCUGCCGCCAGCACGUGAAAGCGCAGCGAGUGCUGUAGCACAACCUCCGGGAGGUGCAACUGCUACGCCAUCUUCACCCUCGUUACCCACUGGCGCAAGUAGGCCAUCCGCGCAACAGCAAGCGCAGGCCGACUUUGCGAUGUUGAAAACAAAGGGGAAAGGAAGUAAAUGACGAUGAGUGAAAAGUAGACUGCUCCUAUGCGCUUUUCCUGCUGCAAAUGCCAACCACUUUGCGAUAACGGCGAAAUUACAUACGUAAAAUCUCUAUUUAUCAAUUUUCUUACGCCUUUGGCGCGUCAACAACUCUACGACCAAAAAGAAUCAAGAAAGGAAUGCAGAGCA
This is a messenger RNA of Amoebophrya sp. A120, 3158 nucleotides long. The record is from the annotation of a GenBank genome assembly. Lineage: Eukaryota; Dinophyceae; Syndiniales; Amoebophryaceae.